Messenger RNA from Drosophila novamexicana, 1007 nucleotides. RefSeq names its product omega-amidase NIT2-like. The transcript is spliced from 5 exons. The coding region runs from base 48 to 905 and encodes 285 amino acids. NCBI's taxonomy places the organism in Eukaryota, Metazoa, Arthropoda, Insecta, Diptera, Drosophilidae. Gene Ontology annotation, molecular function: omega-amidase activity. Gene Ontology annotation, cellular component: mitochondrion. The record is from RefSeq and is a predicted model, not a curated record. Gene Ontology annotation, biological process: oxaloacetate metabolic process; L-glutamine metabolic process.
AUCACUCGGCAUCGAGUCGAGCUGAGGGCGUGCCUGUCUGGAACGAGAUGAGCAACAAGCUUACGCUGGGUCUGCUGCAGCUGCCCGUGGGCGUCGAUGUGGCGGCAAAUGUGCGUCAGGCUGUGGACAGCAUUACGCAGCUGAAGGCUGACAAUCCGCAGCUACAGCUGGCCAUAUUGCCGGAGAGCUUCAACGGACCGUAUGCCAUCGAGCAUUUUGGCCGGCAUGCGGAGCGCGUGCCGGAGGGACGCACAUGUCAGGCGCUGUCCCAGCUGGCCCGGAAGCUGGGCAUCUAUAUUAUUGGCGGCAGCAUAAUUGAACGGGAUGACCAGAAUAAGCUGUACAAUACGUGCACCGUGUGGGCGCCCGAUGGCCAGCUAAUUGGCAGACAUCGCAAGCUGCAUCUCUUCUGCGUGAACAUCGGGCCGGAACAGCUGGGCGGCUGCCAGUUCGAUGAGGGCGACGCCUUGACAGCGGGUAACCAGCUGACCCUGGUCCAAAUUGGAGCACACAAGGUCGGCAUUGGCAUCUGUCAUGACAAGCGCUUCGAGGAGCUGGCACGCCUCUAUCGCAACCAGGGCUGCUCGAUGCUGGUCUAUCCGUCGGCCUUCUGCAUCUGCCAGGGUCCCAUGCACUGGGAGUUGCUGCAGCGCGCCCGGGCCACAGAUAACCAACUGUUUGUGAUCACCUGUGCACCUGCCCGCAACAAUAUGUCCGGCUAUGUCGCCUACGGGCAUUCCAUGAUUGUCGAUCCCUGGGCGCGUGUGCAGCGCGAGGCGGGCGAGGGCCGUGAACUGAUUGUGGAGACUAUUGAUUUCGACAUGGUGGAUGAAGUGCGUCGACAGAUUCCCAUCUACAAGCAGCGCCGCAUCGAUGUCUAUGAACGGGCCGGAGCGGACGUUUAAAACUGGGCUGCGAUCGAAAAUGUAAACAACUCUUAAUAAAAUAUAAAUAUUGAUGUGCUCGAUAGGUUGAUACCCUGUACAACCUAGAGUAUCCUUCCUCAA